Molecule: messenger RNA, 827 nt
Organism: Quercus lobata
Lineage: Eukaryota; Viridiplantae; Streptophyta; Magnoliopsida; Fagales; Fagaceae
Product: protein RSI-1-like
Exons: 3
Coding region: 309-590 (93 amino acids)
Source: RefSeq, a predicted model, not a curated record
CACUUUAUGUGGCACAAAACUUGUUCUUCCUUAAUUGCAUAUUGAUCAUUCCCAAAUAUCUCUUAUAAUUUCAUAUUUCCACCAACCACAACUCGCCAACUCGCCACAUGGGCGAGUUGUUGCAUUUUUUGUGCCACUUUAUGUGGCACAAGACUUUUUUUUCCUUAAUUGCAUAUUGAUCAUUCCCAAAUAUCCCUUAUAAAUAUCCCUUAUAAUUUUAUUGCUUCAGCAUCUCUCAAUUUUGCUUUGUGAGAAAAUUAUUACUUCAUUAGUUUCACACUAGAGUUUAAGCAGCCUCGAACAUAGAUAUGGCAGGACGUCCGAACACCUCUCUCUUGUUUCUAGUUUCUCUACUUCUCUUAAUCACAUUCUCUGAUAUUGCUGAGGCUAUAAAGCUUCGUCCUUCAGAUUGCAAGCCAAAGUGUACCUAUCGUUGCUCGGCAACUUCACAAAAGAAGCCAUGCAUGUUUUUCUGCCUUAAGUGCUGCGCAAAGUGCCUCUGUGUUCCUCCUGGCACUUAUGGCAACAAGCAAGUUUGCCCUUGCUACAAUAACUGGAAGACCAAGGCAGGAGGACCCAAGUGCCCUUGAAAUUCUUCUAUACGAUAGUAAUAGCAUAAUCGGAUAGCAGUAAUGGCACAAUUGUUCUCUCGCAGAGACAAUAUAUGCUACCUAUGAUCUGUAUGGUAGUAGAUCUUUACCCAUAUAGUGAUGUAGUUUUUGUUCCCUUCAUCUGUUGUGAAGGGGGCACUAUUGCAAGAUGUAUACCUGGUUGCCACCUCAUUUUUAUAUUGGCUUUUUAAUAAAAGACUUAAUUAAUUAUUUCUC